Durio zibethinus is the source of this 1581-nucleotide messenger RNA. Its product is annotated as peptidyl-prolyl cis-trans isomerase. Gene Ontology annotation, molecular function: peptidyl-prolyl cis-trans isomerase activity. The record is from RefSeq and is a predicted model, not a curated record. Gene Ontology annotation, biological process: protein peptidyl-prolyl isomerization. Lineage: Eukaryota; Viridiplantae; Streptophyta; Magnoliopsida; Malvales; Malvaceae.
GUAGCCAACAAAGAAAGUUAACUCACCAACUUUCUCUUUUAUAAAGAAAUUUAGUUUAUUGAUAAAUAUCCCCCAUGAGUACGUUUACUUACUGUCUCCUCUGUUUUCACAGUCAACGCUCUCUCCCAAAUCCAAAUCUCUUAUCUCAUUUCACGAUCCAAAGUUUCCAAAUUCCCUUCUGGGUUUUUCUCUUCACUCCUUAAUCUGAUAUGGGUCGUAGGCCAAACGACCCAGAACACUCCCGUUUCGCCUCUCUCGUCCUCGUCUUGGUGGCUCUGUUCUCCUGUGUUCUGGUCUAUGCAGUUGUUUCUACUCUCUUGAACCCCAAUGUAAAUUCUCAAGCUUCCAGGUUUGGGUCUUUGGAAGUGGUGAUGAGUGGUGAUUUGGGGGAAAAGAAGGGUGAGUGUUGUAGAGGCAUUGAGAAUUUGGAGCUGUGGGGUGCAGCUGUGAAGUGGGGGUCUGAGUUCAAGUUCAAGUCCUCUCUGGAAUGUUGUCAGGCUUGCAAGACCAUGUGUAGUGGCAAUGAUGGGCCUUGCUUGUGCGAUACUUGGGUUUUCUGUGGGAACAAGGAGGCCUGCGGAUCGAGAUUUGGGGAGUGUUGGUUGAAGAAACAAAAGGAUACUUUGUCCCCUGAUCAGCAGGAUGCCGGGAAAAGUGUUAGUUGGACUUCUGGGGUCAUCUUCGGGAAAGGAGAGGGCAUUGUUGGGAUGGAAACUGAAUAUGGUACUCUUCAUAUAAAACUUUUCCCAGACUGUGCCCCAUAUUCUGUGGCCUACAUUCUUGAGUUGUUAACAUUGCGCCAUUGUGCUGGUUGCCAAAUAUAUCGUGCAGAAAGCCGAGGACAAUCUUGGGAUUCAGAAGGAAAUCAUAUAAAAGAUGCUAAUUAUGGCCCACCAUUUGCACUGAUUCAAGGGAUUCUUGAAGCCCAAGGAACCCCAUUCAAAAAGAUUCCAACAGAGGCUUGCCCUACCAUAAGAAGGGGAUCGGUUGCCUGGAUUGGCUUUGGUCCAGAGUUCUUCAUAAGCCUAGCUAACCACGAAGAAUGGAAAAAUUCGUACACUGUAUUUGGUUCUGUUCUUCCAGAAGACAUGGAGAUUGCAGAGAAAAUCGCACAACUUCCAACCAAAUCAGAUAUCUGGAACAACAUUAACGUGUCUGUCUUGCAAAAGCCUGUUCCCUUGAUUAUGCGAAGAAUGAAGAAGAAUCUUGGAGAUCUUAAUACAAAUUUGAAAUCAGAGUGAAGCUGGUAUUUAUAUAUUUUUCUUGUUUGUUUCUACAAUUUUCUUCAUAUUUGCUUCUUUUUUAAGCUUCAUUUAUUCCUCUAUUUUUCUUUCAAAAGCAGUAAUGCAAAGGUCUUGAGUCAAUUUAUUGGUCUCAUGUAUUUUCUUGGUAACUUUGAGAAAGGUGUGUAAUUUGUGCUCAAAUCACUUUAUAAUAAAGCUUAAGCAACUAGUUGUGCAUCAAGAAAAAGAAAAGUUGGAUUGUGUUCUUUGGAGCAACUCUUCUGCCUUUUCUCAAAUGGUUUUGGGGUAUGGCAACAUUCAAAUUGUUCUGAACAAUUCUAAAGAUUUUUGCCAUAUA